Synchytrium microbalum is the source of this 1395-nucleotide messenger RNA. RefSeq lists its product as uncharacterized. Bases 1 to 1395 code for a protein of 464 amino acids. Gene Ontology annotation, cellular component: cilium. NCBI's taxonomy places the organism in Eukaryota, Fungi, Chytridiomycota, Chytridiomycetes, Synchytriales, Synchytriaceae. Gene Ontology annotation, biological process: protein localization to cilium. The transcript has 5 exons. The record is from RefSeq and is a predicted model, not a curated record.
AUGGAGGGCAGUAGUCAUAUUAGCAAGCCGUUGACGAGAAGAAACGCUAUCCAAAUGUGGCAAAGUCCAACACAAGAUGAUACCUUCUGGGACUUUGGCGACGAUCCAGGCAGCUCCAGUACUACGCUGAAUGAUCACUCAAUGCAUACGCUCAACCACAAGCUAUCGGGAAUAGGUUCCGAUGGUGGUGAUUCACUCGACUCGUCUGAUGAGGAAUACUUGCUCACUCCUGGUACCGGACCAUACCAUGACGCCGCAUCAACUUACAACAAUGACUGGCUCAACGACCGUAAUUCCAGUCCAUAUCCACACAGUCUCCUGCGUACAAGGCAGAUGGAACCACGAACCCCCGCUCCAACUCCUGUAGAUGGAAUGCACCAUGCUGCUGCUGAUAACAUGGACGACAUAGUAGAUAUGGGCGUAGCCAUAAAUGGAAACAACAUCAACCACAACAAUACUCCUCCACCGCCUACACAUCAUCACAACUACAACCAUCGCCCAACACUACCACCAAACCUAAUCGACGUAGUCCAUCCACUAACACACUUUCUCCGCACGCAUCCAUCCCUCUCAACCACAGCCAUAAUCGACAUUCUCACAAAACCACUCCCACAAGGCCAAAAACUGUUGUGUAAAAUCAUUCGCCACAAGGAAGGAGUCGAGAAACUAUACCCUUCCUAUGAAGUAUUCAUCGAAGACCCAGCAGACACAUCAAAGACAUUCCUGAUGGCUGCUCGCAAACGCAAGAAGUCUCGAACAUCGAAUUAUAUUAUAACUAGCACGAGAUUGCCUGUUGGUAACAAGAAGGAAAAGGAUGCCAAGGAUUACAAGCGGGAUGUUAUUGGGAAGGUUAGAUCCAAUUUCUUGGGUACCGCUUUCGCGAUAUAUGAUAAUGGAAGGAAUCCGAUGCCGAAUGGUUUGGCUGGUAAUGCGGUGGGGCCUAUUCAGAGGCAAAAGAUGUUGAGGGAAGAGUUGGGUUCCGUCAUUUAUGACCCAAACAUACUUGGUUUCAAAGGUCCACGUAAGAUGACUGUCCUCUUACCUGGAAUGACUCGAAAUGGAAACCGUAUACCAUUGCGACCAACUCAGUCCAAAGAUACACUGUUGGAGCAAUACAAGAGCAAAAACGAACGUGAAAUGUUGGUACUACACAACAAGUCACCACAAUGGAAUGAAGAAACACAAUCCUAUGUCUUGAACUUUAAUGGUCGUGUCACAUUGGCCUCCGUCAAGAACUUUCAGAUUGUUCAUGAUAAUGACUUGGAUUAUGUGAUUCUUCAAUUUGGCCGAAUCAGUGAAAAUGAAUUUACAAUGGACUUCCAGUACCCGUUAUCAGCAAUUCAAGCAUUUGGUAUUGCUAUAACAAGCUUUGAUGCUAAGUUGGCUUGUGAAUAA